Molecule: messenger RNA, 3881 nt
Organism: Eleginops maclovinus (Patagonian blennie)
Lineage: Eukaryota; Metazoa; Chordata; Actinopteri; Perciformes; Eleginopidae
Gene: luzp1
Product: leucine zipper protein 1
Source: RefSeq, a predicted model, not a curated record
UGAUGGUUUGAUCUCAAGCGGGCCUGGGAGGGGAAUAUCCGAGAGGAAAGGACCGACGAAAGUAAUUCAGGGAAAGGGGGAAAGCAGAAACGCAGUCUCCCUGUCGCCUCCAACUCUCCGGUUGUAUCAGAGAAAAUGUGGAUGAACUUGCCCCAGCCGUGUCGGCAGCAGCGAGUCAUACCGUCCGCAUGAGCUCACACCGUGUGAAGUUGUGGAUUUACCGGUGCGUUUUUCUGACCUGGCGGUGGACAAGCUAAGGAUGGAGACUUUGCAAAGAGGCGCUUAACAUGUGACAGACAAAAGGAAGCAUUUGAAAUAUGACAGAUUUGUCUGCUAAACACCACUCGGAGGGAACUUCAAAGUCCUAAAGCAACAGUGACUGACACACCACCGAGAGAGACGAGGAUUUCCCAGAGAACUGAAGAGCUACAUAAACACUACCACACAAAUGUGGAUCUACAGAAACAAUAGUUGUCAAAUAAUCUGAAAAACACAAAGAUCACAGAUAAAAACACAACAUUUGUAUAGCCAUGUCUGACCAUAAAGACAUGACUCAACGCCACCUGCGGCACAAGCUGCAGAAUCUUGGCCGAAGACUGGAUGAACUGGAAGAAGCCACCAACAAACUGCAGAAGGCUGAAGAUGAGCUCCUCGACCUGCAGGACAAAGUAAUCCAGGGAGAUGGCAGCAACUCAUCCCUGCUUGGAGAUGUGGAGGACUUGAGGAAACGUCUCCUAAAGAUCCAGGGUAAGGACGAGGAGGUACGCAAAGCCGAGGAUCUCUGCCGUACAGUCAGAGAGAAACUGGAAGAGGAGGAGAGCCUGACACAGGAGCUAAAGGCAGAAAUCGAACGUAUUCAACAGAGGAUGGCCGACCUGGAGAAACUGGAAGAAGCUUUUGGCAAAUGUAAGUCUGACUGCAGCCAGCUCUGCCUAAGCCUCAAUGAGGAAAAGAACUUGACCAAAAAGCUCUCAUCUGAGUUGGAGGCCCUCAAAGCCCGUUUGAAGGAGGUGGAAGGGUCUGAGACAAAGCUAGAUAAAGCAGAGCAGGCUUUGACUCAUGAGCUUGAGAAACUCAAAGUAUUCACCCAGAACUUUAUGAGUGAACGUAAGAGGCUAAUAGAGAAGCAAAGGGAGGACGAGAAGAUCAUUCUGAAGCUGACAGAAAAAUUGGAGCAACAGAAAAAUCGCCUCGGUAUGUCGGCAGACCCUGGUCGUGCAGAUUUCAUGAGAUCACGAAUUGAGGAUGAGCUUUCAUCCACAGGGCUCCUCACGAGUAAACUAGCUGGACGCAAGAAGAGCCUUGAAUACUUGAAGCUUGCUGAUGACAACAUUGGUCUUGUGAACAAAUCUGAGAAUGAGAAGAAUAGCGGUCUCGAACAGGAUGAGGACAACAAAGUAAAGGAGCUGACACAAGAAGUGGAGAGGCUGAAGAACCGUCUUAAACAGCUGGAGAUAGUGGAGGGGGAUCUAAAGGACUCGGAGUCCAAAAAUGGCGAGCUUCAUGAGAAGUUUCAGUUGGAAAGAAACCGGGCACGCCAACUGAGCGAGCAGGUGGAACAGCUCAGGACGCAGCUGGGCGGAAAGGGUGGAACUGGAAGAAAUGGAACCAGUAACGUGGAUAAACACGGUAAUGGAAGCACUAACGUUUGCCCUGCCAAGGUCCUGGAGAAUGGCAAAGCUGAGAAUGAAGAGAUUGUGAAGGGAGGUUUCAGGCAAGAGAAGCCGAAAUAUAGGUGUGCUGCAACUGUCUCAGAGCCAAGUUCCCCCAAACACAGGAACAGGGAUCUCUCCCCUCAGAGUAAGAGGGAGCCCAAGCUGCGGAAAGAUCUGAGCCACUCAGAGGAGAGCUCUCCUAAAUCUGUGAGGAGAGCCCUCAGUCCUGCUCAAAGGAGUCGAAGGACACCCAAAACCCCAACUACUGCGAUUUCAUCUGGUAACGGAGUAAGAGACACAGGACGAGGGACCGAGGAAAAGAUAAGAGGAGCCACUGCAAACGCAUCCUCCAGUGAAAGUAAGAAAGCGUCCGUUCUUAGUCGCUACCCUCCAGCAGCUCAUGACCAGAAGCCCCUGAGGACUGCUCAUAAACAGACUGAAGGGGAGAUUAAAAAGAGCAGAGGAGAAAAGUUAUCAAAAUUGUACCUAGGUAGCGAUAGUGAAUCAAACAACUCGGACGUAGUGCCUGACAACUCCAGUAACAUCAACAGUAUCUCUGCUUUAGAUAAGGACACAGCGUCCUCAGAUCAGGAAUCAACAGACCAGGUUCCGCCAUCUGUAUCAGUCGCUGCCACCCUGUCCAAAGCCAAUGGAUCCUACUCGGCCUAUCGGUCCCAAGUCACUCCACUGCUGUCCAACGACCAGGGAUCCGAGGGUCAUUCAUCUGCCUCUGAAACAGAAUCUACUGGUUCAAGGCCCUCUGAACCCGAGCCUGUAACUGAGGCGACUACUACAACUGUAAGCAGUAGGACCUCCAUCUCCAGAUAUCCGAGAUCCUACCCUGCCCACGACUCGCAUUCGGAGGGUUCUUCUUCCAGGAGCUCGUUCGAUGAGGAGGUCCACCGAUCUCUGUUCCCUGAGGUAGGCCAAAUGGGGACAGCGCAUACAGCAUCAGGGAUUGAGAUCCAGCGGGUGUGCAGCCCACGCGAGGCACUGAGGUCAAAAGCUGUCAUCAAGCCUGCGAUCGUCGAGAUUGACAGGAAGGAAGUGAUGAUUUCAGAACCUUUGUCUACAAAUGGCAAGCCCAAAAUCUCCACCAAACCUAUGGUGACCUCUACCAGUAAAAUGACCAGUAGUAUAACCAUCUAUCCCAAUGACCCAAGCUCUUCCAGAACCAGCAGCCGCAGCAGCAGUGUGUCCAGUGAGCACAUGCCGUUCAAAGAACGCCACACCUCCACCAGCAACAUCGUCAUUGGCCCCAGCAUUGAGCACCGUGGCAGCAUCUCUGUCCCAUAUGAGAUCUCCAUUCCCAAAAGUGACAUCACCUUGCGGACGUGCCAGCAGGACCAGGACUGUAGGGUGGAUGACCUGAGCGAUUUCUCAUACAGGUCCAAACAUCACAACAGAGUGGAGACCACCACCAGCAACUUUAGCCUUCAGUCCCCAGACCCCACCUCGGGAGAUUUUAAUGACACAGAGUCCGGCUCCGAAAGCAGCAGCAGCACCACGGUCACCGGCUGGAAACACCAAAGACAAAACCAGCACUCCCAAGAAGACAGUUUACCAGAGAUGAAGAAUGUGACCGUCAGAAGCACCUGGAAGAACCGGAGCCCAGCGUUGGUGGACGAGACAGGCCGGGGAAGAGGGGGUGCAAGGACGAUGGCUGACGGCGAGUUGGAGGAUGAAACAGAAACUGCAACAACAUGGAGGGCUUACCGGGCAACCACCUUCGACACAGAAGAAACGAUUAACAGCGGAGCAGGAGCUGGUGGGAAUGCUGAGGCACUGAAGGAAGUCAAGCCGACCCCUGCACAGGUGUACAUGCGUAGGAUCAAAAAUGUGACUGCUGACCCCAGGGAACUUGAUGAAUCAGUGCUUCGUCGAGGAAAAGGUUCAGACUGCCCCACCAUGGAAGCACGAGGCCUGGGAAGGGUCAUACCCCACACACCUGUUACCGCUCAGUCCUGGGGCCGAUCCUACACACAACAACCACAGGCUGCUGAUAGCACAGAGCCCAGUCCAAACCCGGGCCACAGUCCAGCGUCCUGGAGGCGGCAGGUACCCAGCAGCGACUCUCACCACCUGGGGAGCUCUUACGACCGGGCGUCCAAGACAGCAGGGGCCUCCUCAAGAGGGGAUCUGUGGUCCAGUAGGGGUCAAGGGUCAGGGGCCAGAGCCGAAGGGAGGAGCAGACCGUGGAGCCAGCGUCCCUCUGAGCAAUAUUAG